Messenger RNA from Taeniopygia guttata (zebra finch), 6308 nucleotides. It is a transcript of the gene TRHR, whose product is annotated as thyrotropin releasing hormone receptor. Gene Ontology annotation, cellular component: membrane. Gene Ontology annotation, molecular function: thyrotropin-releasing hormone receptor activity. Gene Ontology annotation, biological process: phospholipase C-activating G protein-coupled receptor signaling pathway. Lineage: Eukaryota; Metazoa; Chordata; Aves; Passeriformes; Estrildidae. The record is from RefSeq and is a predicted model, not a curated record.
GGCAUGGGCUCCGCUUCCCCUGCCGCUGCAGGCAGGAAUCUCCCACCUCUGCGGGCUGGCUGUCCGUGAAUGCCUCAAACCAGCUGUGAGAAAACAGCCUUUUAGCCUGGGCAAGUCAGCCGGGGCCUUUGAGGAUUAACCCAUCUGAUAGCUGACUUUACAGAGACUGAAAGUCCAGGUGCCUUAGGGGGAGUGGAGGGCGGUACAGGAAUGGGACUGUGACUACGUGGAGAACAAAUUCUGAGGGCUGCAGUUCACCCACGCUCUGCUCCAGCGAUCCUUUUGCAGGGGACCAUGGAGAGCCGGUGCUGAGUUCGAGUGCUCGGCAGAAGCAGCAGCGGGCUGGUGAAGAUGGAGAAUGGCACAGGAGACGAGCAGAACCAGACUGGGCUGCCACUAUCAAGCCAGGAGAUCAUUACAGCUGAAUACCAAGUGGUUACCAUCCUCUUGGUCCUCCUCAUCUGCGGGCUGGGCAUCGUGGGCAACGUCAUGGUAGUUUUGGUGGUCCUCAGAACCAAGCACAUGAGAACUCCCACUAACUGCUAUCUGGUGAGUCUGGCUGUGGCAGAUCUCAUGGUGCUUGUGGCUGCAGGACUGCCCAAUAUCACAGAGAGCCUGUACAGAUCCUGGGUGUACGGCUACGUCGGGUGCCUCUGCAUCACCUAUCUCCAGUACCUGGGCAUCAACGCUUCUUCUUUCUCCAUUGCUGCCUUCACCAUCGAGAGGUACAUAGCCAUCUGCCACCCAAUCAAAGCUCAAUUCCUAUGCACUUUUUCAAGAGCCAAAAAGAUCAUUGUUUUUGUUUGGGCUUUCACCUCCAUAUACUGUAUGCUCUGGUUUUUCUUGCUAGACCUUAAUACAGUAGCCUACAAAGAGACUACUGUGGUGUCCUGUGGCUACAAGGUCUCCAGGAGCUAUUACUCUCCUAUCUACAUGAUGGACUUUGGUAUAUUUUAUGUUGUGCCAAUGGUAUUGGCAACUGUCCUCUAUGGCCUGAUUGCUAGAAUACUGUUCCUGAACCCCAUCCCUUCAGACCCAAAAGAAAACUCUAAGACCUGGAGGAAUGAUGUGGCUCACCAAAGCAAGCCUAUGAAUUCCAAGAUGACUAGCAGGAGUUUCAAUAGCACUAUUGCUUCUCGAAGGCAGGUUACCAAGAUGCUGGCCGUGGUUGUGAUCCUGUUUGCAUUCCUGUGGAUGCCCUACCGCACCCUGGUUGUUGUCAAUUCCUUUCUUUCCAGACCCUUCCAAGAAAACUGGUUCCUGCUAUUUUGCAGAAUCUGUAUUUAUUUAAAUAGUGCCAUCAAUCCUGUAAUUUAUAAUCUCAUGUCCCAGAAAUUCAGAGCAGCCUUCAGGAAACUGUGCAACUACCAGCAGAAACAGGAGAAGAAACCUGCCAGUUACAGCAUGGCCCUCAAUUAUAAUGUCAUCAAGGAUUCUGAUCAUUUCAGCACUGAGCUAGAAGAUAUUACCAAUACCUACCUGUCCUCUGCAAAACUGUCCAUUGGUGAUACGUGUUUGUCAUCCAAGGCCUGAGGCCCACCUUGUUCUGAGUGUGCAGCCAUAUAAGACGUUUGGAUGCUCCGUUCCCACCAACUGUAUGAAUUUUAAGGACGUUUCUGCUCACGGAAUUGCAGAAGCUACCAUAAAUCUUUACCUACCUGCCUGUGCCCUACAAGAAAAUGCAGCAUUUUGGGGAGUAAAGAGUAUAUUAUUGAGGCUAACUAAAUGAAGCACUUAAUACAACCUAACUUUAGGCAGGUGAGUUGGCUCCAGGAGAAUACCUAAAUCCUUCUUCCCAUUGCCUGGCCAAAGAGUGGUCUGAUCUCAGAAUGAGCAAGGCUUGCCAGGACAUGUCCAUGGACACAGAGUGGGGCAGGGGAUGGUAAUCCCUGUGAAGAUGAGAGGUGAGGAGAGGAGCUGCUCUAAUGUGUACCUGCACUGGGCAGUACCUGGGGGACCUUUCAACAGCAGCCAAAAUUGCUAAUAGCAGUAAUUACCUGCCAGUGACUCCCUCAACCCACAUCAGUGCAAAUCUCAUUGCAGCCAUCACAGCAUGCUUCAAUAAACAGGUAUCUGAUGGCAAAAAGCACAAAAUCUUUCCUUUCUUUGGUUUCUUUUUUACCUUGAGCAGUAUGAAACAGGAUGACUAUUCAAUUAAUUUGCAGCAGGGAACAAACAAAUUAAAAAGUCAGUAAGAAGCAUUCAAAAUAUCUUAUUUUUUUCAGCAAUCAGGUUUACAGAUGUACCACUUUAAAUGUAAGUCUCAGCUACUACUGAAUCCUGUUGAAAUUGACCGAUAUUGAAGAGUAUGUAACAGGCUUUUAACAGCUCCUUUUAUCUUGGUUCAAUACCAAUUGUAUCUAAGAGCACUGGAAGGGGUUUAGAGAUUUAAUAUCAAUAAUAUCUAGGGAAAAGAGGAGAAUACAGAGAAAAAUGACACUGUUUAAAUGUUUAACAUUUUUAAAGUUUAUCUGUUAGAAUACUUUAGGACAUAAAGUGUAGUGAGAAGAAAAGUCAUCAUGGAUUUUUACUUGCCAGCACAGCCCCUUCUCUGCUCUUCCCACACAGGCCCAUGAUAAGCAGCCUGGAGCCAUAGUCUCCCUAAUGUAGCUACAGACAAAAUAUCAUGCUGUGCUUUGGCUUUGCUCUAGACCAGCUCUUGUUCUUGCUAGAAGUACAUUUUCUCACUUCUGUGCUGCAGAAGCCCAUGAAAGUGCCUGUGUAUUCCUGUGUGCCAUGAACAUUUUGCACAGCUUUUAUACACGACAUUCUAAAACCUGUAAAAAACCUGAUUCACACAAUUGCGGAAUAGGCUGAUUUAGAAGGGACCCAGAAGGAUCAUCGAGUCCAGCUCCCAGCCCUGCACAGCCCAUCCCCAAGAAUCACAAACCCGCCCAGUGUGGGGGAAAGAGGCAGCAUCGUAAGGCUUUCCUAGCCAGUAUUCUUUUGCCUACACAGCUACUUCCCUAAUUCAAGCCCCUUCCCCUAAUAUUCAGCUAUAUUUGCAAACUUAAAGAGAACUAAAAAAAGCCUGAUAGGCCUCAGAUUUAAAUGCUAAAACCAUGAACCUGUAUCAGAUGCAUCCAAAGGAUUCUAUUAAACAUUCUCUACAUGGCAAGGAGGAAGCAAAUGAAUUGCCCAGAGAGGUUGUGGAGUCUCCCUCACUGGACACAUACAAGAACCAUCUGCACUCAGUCCUGUGCCAUGUGCCCUGGGAUGACCCUGCUUGGCCAGGGAGGUUGGACCAGAUGACCAAUUGUUGUCCCUUCCAAUCUUACUCACUCUGUGAUUCUGUGAUUUUGCAAACAGUCUGUAUUCUGCUCUGUCUGAAUCCUUGCUUUAACUCCAGUUUUACCUGUGCAGAGCUCCACAGGCACUUUCCAGCUUGGCAGAGUGAUGGCAAAGCAUGGGAGGGACCAACAGCAAGGUUUUAACCAGCAGUGCAGGUGUGACAAAAUUUCAAAGCUGGCAGAGCUUUGUCUGGAGCAGAGCCAGAAGCGGGACCCAUGCAAGCUAUGUUGCAAUUUUCCCCAAAUCCUCUGCAUUUCCCAGCUUGCCAGGUUGUUUAUCUAAGCAGCACAGGCCACCAGGCAGGCACAUGCAGUGGGGUCUAUGUCUGUGCAUAUGUCUGAACCCCCACAGGACUGGAAGGGCAAUGUCCAGACUGCUUUUAAAAUAAUAAGGAAGAACUAAAAUGACAGAGUAAGUCAUGUGUCAGCCAAUAAAGGAAAGUUGGCUAGGGCUCAAGAGUCAGAGAGAAGGCUACCAAUGUAUUCUCAAAUUAGUACCUAGCUAUUAAUCUCAUAAAUACAAUUCUGUAGCUGUGAUAUACACUUUGGGCAAACCUUUCCUUUGUAGAGCUUGAUGUGAAAAUAUGGAGUUUUAUAGCAUUUUACUGCUUAGACUUGCUUAAAGCUGCAGAUUGCCAUGAUAAGAGAAAGUUAAGGAGAAAUACAACAACCUGUUUAACAUUUCCUCCAAAGCACAUGUCACAGAAAAAUUAAAUUAUCUGUGGACCUUACACAGGAAUUUAUGGUUGCUUAGCCAAGAUUCAUUCCAAGUAAAGGCACAUUCCUGUGUCUGACUGAGCAAAGUCUUUGUCUGACUUUGCAAACUCUUGUGAUGAAGCCAGGACAGCUUCCAGCUGCUGGGAGCUGAUUCCCAGUCCCAGGGGCAGAGGCUGCUGGUGCUUGGAAAUCCCUUUGCUGUUUCCAGCCGGGUAUCUAUUCAGUGCUUUCAGAGGAGGCCCUGCUUUCCAGAAUUUCUCAAGAGGUGCUAGAACUAGUUGCUUUUUUCACUUAAAAAGCAAGAUGUGCAGGUCUAGCAGCAGGCACAGAGGGCAUUCCAUGGAAACCUGACAAUCUGGUGAGGAGCACAACUGGCUGGGUAAAAACUGAGCUCAGUAUUUGUGUAAUAACAGUAAAACUUAAACUUUUAUCUCAAUGUUUUCAGAGCACAGGCUGAAUUACAGAUUUUAUAGAAGUGAGUUCUCUCAUCUAUUUGCCUUUUUGCUCAAAGAGUAACCAUCUGCUUUCUCAGCCUCUGAUCCACCAGAUGCUCAAGUGAGAUAUUUAAGCCCAUAUUCUUUGUGAUGCUUCAUGAAGGGUUAAAAUCUAUGUAGGUGACUUUGUAUCCACCAUCACUGGGAAUGACAAAAAUGAAAUUAUUUCUUUCUGAUAUGUAUUUGUGCUAACAGAAAUUAUUAUGAUUGCAAAAUUGUGUGCAAAACCACAAUAUUUAUAAUUGCAUAUUUAAGCUAAGGUGUGAUUUUAACUGAUAAUGUGAUGUGACUGUAUCUUUAUAGAUAUUAGUUGUGAAAUCCAUGCUAAUUUUAUACUGAUAUACAACUAACACUACAAAACUUUGUCAGAUAUCAUGCUGAUGUGACUGUUUCUGUGUUUGCCCUUUGUUUAAAACAGCAAUCAACCUUUUUUCUUGUACCCAGACGUUGUAAAUUAUAUAUGUGAGAAUGUAUUUUUUUAAUUAUAUGGGUUUAAAUUUAUUGAUAAUUAUAUCAGGUUUUUUUGCUAGAAGUGAAAGUGGCUGGAUGUCAACUACUGACUGCAGUGAUAUAACUUUGUAUAUUUAUUUUGUGGAUAGCAAAGUUCUUUGCAACAUUUAGUCUGAAAUAAAUGUCUGAUUUGUAGCAAUAUUGAAAUCCAUGCCUAUAUCCUUAUUUAACAUCUUUCCAGUAAGGGAUUGCAAUCUUAUUGGACUUUUAUUUAGAAGUUUAUUCAGAAUGUAACAGAAGAGGUGCUGGAGCUUGGGGAGCUCCUUCCUUUCUGAAAUGCUGAGAUUUCAGAACCUUCAGUGAAGGUAAAUUGUGCAGCUGAGAAAGGUCAGGUGUAUUUGUAACACACUUUGGUUCAAAUUAUCACAUGACCUCCCUGAGUUCAGAAUAAAGGAUAUACCAGAGAAGAUCCAGUGUGCUGUAAAAGGGUUUAUGAUGCUGCUGUGGAAAUGGAAGACACAAGUCAAAUGAUAAAGAUCUCACUAGCAUAACUUCAAAAACAAUUAUCUGGAAAAUGGACUGAAGGAGCUGCUGCCGUACCCCCCCCCCCCCCCAGCUACACAGUGAAAGCUUGGAUCAGUCACUUUGGAAGUUGAUAAUUUUGUUUGUUUUUAAAAAGUUAUUCUAGAAAAAAUAAAUAAAAAAUAAACCACACAUACUCACACCCCUAAAUCUGAGCACUGUUACCAUGGAAAAACCCCAUUAUUUCAAGAAUGUGAAAAGAUAAAUUGAUCUUUCAACAGUGAAUUAAUUUCUUUGCUAUGUGUGUUUCUUUUGUUGCAAAAGUUGUUUCUUUUGAUACAAAUUGCAGUGAAAUUUGAAUAUUUUCUUUCUAUAUUUUAUAUCUUCUUCAAAUAGAAUUGUUUCUUUGCUCUUUUGUUCUUUUCAGUAAGAGUUUAUUUUCUCAUGAUUCUUUCACUACUCCUGGGAUACAGUGAUACAGCAAAUGCCAGUGCAUUGGCUCAAAGUGAUUUGGACUCCUGAAUUCAUUAAUCUGGGAGCUGAAUCUUGGAAAUUUUUGAAUUCUAACAAAUUAUGUAACUAUGUAAGAGCAACUGGUUUGGAGGGAGUCUUUUUUUCACUUACCCAGAUUAAUUCUGGUUUCAUUCUGUCACUUCAUGUGGUUUAUUUAUUUAUUAUAAAUAGUGGGAAAUUAUUCAGAGAAAUGUACUACUGAUAAAUGUAGAACAAUUUUUGUUCAAAAGAAGCAUUUUGUAAUUCUUGGAUGCAUGCUACUGUGGGGAUUAAUUUGUAAUGGAUUUUUGUUGCUAUUCUAAUAAAAUGUUGAGCAAGAUAA